AUGUCAGACUUGGGCUCGGAUCCGGUGCCCGAUGAUCGGAUCGACGAGUUUGUUAGGCAGUUUGAAGGGGGUAAAAGUAUUAAAAGGGUCCUAAUAGCAAACAACGGGUUAGCGGCAAUGAAAUGUCUGAUUUCGAUUCGUCAAUGGCUUCAGAAUCAGUUCGUCACUUCAGACGUCGUCAGUUUUGUGUGUGUUGCUACAGAAGACGAGAUGAAGUCGGCGUCUCACUACCUCAAGCUGGCCGAUGAGAUCAUUAUGGCACCAGCUGGCUCCAACUCCAAGAAUUUCGCCAACGUUGACGUCAUCGUCAGUCUCGCUCUGAAGUCUCGAGUAGACGCCGUUUAUGUCGGAUGGGGACACGCUUCCGAGAAUCCGGAGCUUUGUCGUUGUCUUCGGAAGGCCAAUAUCAUUUUUAUUGGUCCUUCUGAGAAGUCCAUUGUUGCUUCAGGUGACAAAAUCAUCAGUACAAUCAUCGCCCAAUCGAUCGGAAUGCCAACAGUGACAUGGAGUGGAAGUGAUGUGAAAGUUGACGAAUGUGUAGAUUUCGAGCAUUUCCAUGAACUUCGUGCUCAGGCGACAAUUAAAACAGUCAGAGAGGGUCUCGAAGCGAUUGAAAAAUAUCGAAUUGGAGUGCCAAUGAUGAUUAAAGCAUCGGAAGGUGGAGGUGGAAAGGGAAUCAGGAAAUGUGAACGGAUGGAGGAUUUUGAGCGGUUUUUCAAAGAGGUUGAGAUGGAGGUCCCCAAUUCGCCAAUUUUCCUAAUGAAAUGUAUGGAGGGAGCGCGGCACGUGGAAAUCCAAAUAAUUGGUGAUAAACAUGGAGAAGUGAUUGCAUUGUCGUCGAGAGAUUGCACAAUUCAACGGAGAUGUCAGAAAGUGAUUGAGGAGGCGCCGGCGAGUAUUGUUCCAGACGAGAUUAUGGAGAAGAUGAAGAGAGUGAGUUUGGAUUGA
Molecule: messenger RNA, 948 nt
Organism: Caenorhabditis remanei
Lineage: Eukaryota; Metazoa; Nematoda; Chromadorea; Rhabditida; Rhabditidae
Exons: 5
Coding region: 1-948 (315 amino acids)
Molecular function (GO): acetyl-CoA carboxylase activity; ATP binding
Source: RefSeq, a predicted model, not a curated record